AACUUUGUAAAUUCAAAUUUUAAAGUAUUAUUUUAAAGUAGUGUUACACAAUUGAAAAAAUUCUCAAAAAUAUGACAACUAAUCAAAAUGAUUCUCAGACAAUAUUAAAUAUUGCAUUUUCAUCAAAUUAUUCAAAAUUGGAUAUGAAAACGACGGAGAGAACAUUAUUGGUUUUAGGCAACAAAAAUGCAGGGAAAACUACUUUAAUACAUCGAUUUUUUGACAAAAGUGAAAAACCUAAGCCAACUAAAGGUUUAGAAUAUACUUUUGCAAGAAGAUCUGGAAAGAGUUUAACAAAAGAUAUAUGUCAUGUUUGGGAAUUAGGUGGCGAUUUAGUUUUCAAAACUUUAAUUUCAGCUAUAGUUGGAAAAAAUCAACAUCACAAUUUAAGUGUAGUUUUGGUACUAGACUUGUCAAGGCCAGAGGCAUUAUGGAACGUAAUGGAAAUACUUCUCAAAGAAGUCAAAACACUGAUUUACUGUUCAAAUGAGGAUGAAAAAUUAAAUAAUGUUCAUGAUAAAAAUUUGGAGGAUAAACAAAAUAAUACAUCAUUUCCAAUUCCAUUAAUUAUUGUGGGUAGUAAAUACGAUGUAUAUCAAAACCUUGAACCGGCCAAAAAAAGAAUUAUUUGUCAAUCUAUGAGGUAUGUCGCUCAUACUAAUAGAGCUUCAUUGUUAUUUUAUAGCACCAAUGAUGCUACUCUUGUAAAAAAAGCUAAGGAAGUAAUGUCACAUUAUGGAUUCGGAACAUCUCUCUCAAAAACGUGUGUAUACGACAUAAACAAACCGCUAUUCAUACUAGCUGGUUAUGAUACUUUUGACGCUAUAGAUCAGUUGGAUUCUAACAAAAGUUUAAGAUCAAUGCAAGAAUGUAAAACAUUUUUAAAUACUUAUAUUAAACAGGUUCCACUAGUAACCGAUAGUAACAAAGGUUCAGUUUUAGAAGUCGAAGAUCCGCUGACUAAUCCUAAUUACAUGGAUUCUGUAAUAGAUGAAGCGUUAAAAAAGAAACAAGAAGAGCAUAAACUUUUUAUGAAAGAUUAUGAAAUUAUUUGUGGAAAAUACAAAAGUAAUUUACAAUAAGAAAGAAUUAUAAUUUAUAAGUAAAAAAAAUUAUAAAAAAUAAAUAUACAGAGCAUAUUAUUAAGUUAUAAUAAUAAACCUUAUUAUAUUGCCUACAUUAGCUUGAGAUUUUCAAUUUGUGUAAAAAGAAUAUCACUCAUCUUUUGAGGCUUAUCACAGAACUCACUUAUAAGAAACUCGAAUCGAGUAAAAUUUAAAAUAACGCUUUUUAAUAAUACGUCAACAUAAUAUCAGGUAAAAAUUAAAUUAUUUAAAUUGUUAAAAUUAUCUAUGAACUAAUUUUUUGAAGAAAAGUGGUAAAUCUCUCAAUGCUUUGUUUGUCAUUUUAAUCUUGAUUACAUAAUAUACUCCUAAUCUGAAUGUAAAACCAAACAGAGCAAGUAAAAUAAAUUGGCGUGUCAUUGAUUCUCCGUUCAUCCCCAAAUCCUUCAUCAAUAGUUCAGGAUUUUUAUAAUGACAAUAUAAAUCUGGACUGUGACAUUCCAUUUCGGCACGACCAUUGCCAUACAAAGAUAUUAUUGUAGCUACUAAAGAAUAUCUCACAAAACUCAGUCCCAUCAGAGUUUUCAUGAAAGGUUCAAUCACUUGUCCAAAACCCAUUCCAUAAACAGCAACUGCUAAUAGAGGGGCUACCAAGGCUGGUGUUAAUACGGCACCGGUCUAAAGAAUAAAAAUGAUUUAAUUCAUUAUAUUUUUAUAUAUACUAUGUAUAAUUACGGCACUAUUCACAGCUGAUCCUAUUAAUAUUCCUAAACCUUCUGAUAUGUAUCCAGUAAAUAAUCCCGACACCAUAAACUGGGUCAAUCUUAUCCAAUCCAAAGGUUGUGCACUCAUGAAAUAAGCAACCAAACAGAA
Molecule: messenger RNA, 1937 nt
Organism: Daktulosphaira vitifoliae (grape phylloxera)
Lineage: Eukaryota; Metazoa; Arthropoda; Insecta; Hemiptera; Phylloxeridae
Product: cytoplasmic dynein 2 light intermediate chain 1
Exons: 9
Coding region: 72-1082 (336 amino acids)
Biological process (GO): intraciliary retrograde transport; intraciliary transport involved in cilium assembly
Cellular component (GO): cytoplasmic dynein complex; axoneme; ciliary basal body
Molecular function (GO): dynein heavy chain binding
Source: RefSeq, a predicted model, not a curated record